GUUCCAGUCACAAAUGCAUAUAUGAUGCAUUUUGACAUUUACUGCUAAGAUGAAAUGCAGAAAUGAAACCACACAUCCAUUUUAGUAUUCUCAGAUGUGAUUAGAUGUACUUGCUCAUGCUUUGAUGCUACUGACUUAUAAGAAAAAAAAAUGUUUUAAAAGGGUAACCGUUAAACAGCUAGGACCUGCAACUUCAGUGCUUCUGGGAUAACUGGAACAUCAGAAGGACAGAUUUUAUUACAGCAUAAUCACACCUCAUUUCUUUCAUCAGCAGUUGUCACCAGACACUGUUACUUCCUAGAAUGGCGGACAAUCUUCCCACAGAGUUUGAUGUGGUUAUAAUAGGGACAGGUUUGCCCGAAUCCAUCCUUGCAGCUGCAUGUUCAAGAAGUGGUCAGAGGGUUCUGCAUAUUGAUUCAAGAAGUUACUAUGGAGGAAACUGGGCUAGUUUCAGCUUUUCAGGAUUGCUAUCCUGGUUGAAAGAGUAUCAGCAAAACAAUGACAUUGGGGAAGAAAGUACUGUUGCAUGGCAGGAUCUGAUCCAUGAAACAGAAGAAGCCAUCACUCUUCACAAGAAGGAUGAAACUAUUCAACACACAGAAGCUUUUUGCUACGCCAGUCAGGAUAUGGAGGACAACAUUGAAGAGAUUGGUGCUCUGCAGAAAAAUCCUUCUUCGGGGGUGUCUAAUACCUUCACUGAAGUUCUGGAUUCUGCAUUGCCCGAAGAAAGCCAGUCAUCAUAUUUUAAUAGUGACGAAAUGCCUGCCAAACACACUCGGAAAAGUGAUACAGAGAUUUCACUAGAAGUAACUGAUGUAGAGGAAUCAGUGGAGAAGGAAAAGUAUUGUGGAGAUAAAACUUGUAUGCACACAGUUUCAGAUAAAGAUGGAGAUAAAGAUGAAAGCAAAUCUACAGUAGAAGAUAAUGCCAAUGAACCAGUUAGAAAUAGGAUUACUUACUCUCAAAUAGUUAAAGAAGGCAGGAGGUUUAAUAUUGAUUUGGUAUCAAAACUGCUGUAUUCUCAAGGAUUGCUAAUUGAUCUUUUAAUCAAAUCCGAUGUUAGUCGUUAUGUAGAAUUUAAAAAUGUCACUAGGAUUCUUGCAUUUCGGGAAGGAAAGGUAGAACAAGUGCCUUGUUCCAGAGCAGAUGUCUUUAAUAGCAAGGAACUCACCAUGGUUGAAAAGAGGAUGCUAAUGAAAUUUCUCACAUUUUGUUUAGACUAUGAACAACAUCCUGAUGAAUACCAAGCUUUCAGGCAGUGUUCAUUUUCAGAAUACUUAAAAACUAAAAAACUAACUCCCAACCUUCAACAUUUUGUACUGCACUCAAUUGCAAUGACAUCAGAAUCAUCUUGCACUACAAUAGAUGGUCUUAACGCAACUAAAAACUUCCUUCAAUGUCUCGGACGGUUUGGUAACACUCCCUUUUUAUUUCCCUUGUAUGGCCAAGGAGAAAUUCCCCAGGGUUUCUGUAGGAUGUGUGCAGUUUUUGGUGGAAUCUAUUGUCUUCGUCAUAAAGUACAAUGCUUUGUAGUCGACAAAGAAUCUGGACGAUGUAAAGCAAUUAUAGAUCACUUUGGUCAAAGAAUAAAUGCUAAAUAUUUUAUUGUGGAAGACAGUUACCUUUCUGAGGAAACAUGCUCAAAUGUGCAGUAUAAGCAGAUCUCUAGGGCAGUACUCAUUACAGAUCAGUCUAUACUAAAGACAGAUUCAGAUCAGCAGACUUCCAUUCUGAUAGUUCCUCCAGCAGAGCCAGGAGCCUGUGCUGUACGGGUCACAGAAUUAUGUUCUUCAACCAUGACAUGCAUGAAGGACACCUAUCUGGUACAUUUGACAUGUUCAUCUUCUAAAACAGCAAGAGAAGACUUAGAAUCAGUGGUGAAGAAAUUAUUCACUCCGUAUACUGAAACAGAAAUAAACAAGGAAGAACUUACAAAGCCAAGACUCUUGUGGGCUCUUUAUUUUAAUAUGAGAGAUUCCUCGGAAAUCAGCAGAAGCUCAUAUAAUGGCUUGCCUUCCAAUGUUUAUGUCUGCUCUGGGCCUGACUGUGGCCUGGGAAAUGAGCAUGCUGUCAAGCAAGCUGAAACACUUUUCCAGGAGAUCUUUCCAGCUGAAGAAUUCUGCCCUCCACCUCCAAAUCCAGAAGACAUUAUCUUUGAUGGUGAUGAUAAGCAGCCAGAGGCUUCUGGAACCAAUAAUGUAAUAAUGGCCAAACUAGAAUCCUCUGAGGAAAGCAAAAACAUAGAAAGCCCAGAGAAGCACCUUCAAAAUUAGAAAAGAGUAAUCUGGAAAUGCUGUUUUGGACCUCCUUCAUGGCAUCAGAAUUUUCUCAUUUAAAGGACAAUUUCCCAUAUGAGUAAUUAAGAGUGGUUAUAUAUGAUGAAUGCUAUGCAGAUGUUGUCUUUAACUCUCAGACAUUCAAUGAGUGAUUUAUCGAUUAUUGAACAUUUUGUUUAGAAUGGGCUACAUGACCCAGAAUCUUAAAACAGAGUUAGCUUUAUUUUAGUAUUGGGUAUGUAUGUAAGGGUUCCAUAUUAGCAACUCAGCUUAAAGGUAAUGUAUUUGCUCAUGAUCUUCAGAUUUUAUCUUUGUCUAUAGAACAAUUAGUAAUACCCAAGUAAUAUUUUAAUUACUUUUGCAGCUAUUACAGUUGCUGCGGCCUGUUCGAAUAGUGAAACACACUCAAAUGGUAAAUUAUGUGGAUCUUUUGCAUAUAAUGUAAAUGUGUAGACAUGGUGGUAGGAAUAGCAACUAAUACAAAUGCCAAAAUGAUAAUAAAAUACAUUUGUCUA
Nomascus leucogenys (northern white-cheeked gibbon) is the source of this 2791-nucleotide messenger RNA. RefSeq names its product CHM like Rab escort protein (gene CHML). The coding region runs from base 303 to 2273 and encodes 656 amino acids. Gene Ontology annotation, cellular component: nucleus; cytosol; cytoplasm. Gene Ontology annotation, molecular function: GDP-dissociation inhibitor activity. Gene Ontology annotation, biological process: intracellular protein transport; vesicle-mediated transport; protein geranylgeranylation. The record is from RefSeq and is a predicted model, not a curated record. The transcript has a single exon. NCBI's taxonomy places the organism in Eukaryota, Metazoa, Chordata, Mammalia, Primates, Hylobatidae.